Molecule: messenger RNA, 1698 nt
Organism: Henningerozyma blattae CBS 6284
Lineage: Eukaryota; Fungi; Ascomycota; Saccharomycetes; Saccharomycetales; Saccharomycetaceae
Gene: TDA1
Product: protein kinase TDA1
Exons: 1
Coding region: 1-1698 (565 amino acids)
Biological process (GO): protein phosphorylation; cellular response to oxidative stress
Molecular function (GO): ATP binding; calcium/calmodulin-dependent protein kinase activity; calmodulin binding
Source: RefSeq, a predicted model, not a curated record
AUGGCUACUGUAUUAUCCAAUUCUCCAAUAUUCUCCAACUCAUCCAGCAAUUCCACGGCAACUUCUUUGGAUUGUAAGUAUAUUGUUAAAAGCAGUAACGAUGAAUUAGGCGAUGGGAAUUUUUCCAUUGUAAAAAAAUGCCAAAAUACACUAACUGGUGGUUAUUUUGCCAUGAAGAAAGUUCAUAAAAAUUUAUUAAAAGGAAAAAUGCAAUUAAUUCAGAGAGAAAUUAAUUUAUUACAAUUUUUAUCUCAGAAGAUAAGACAAAUUGAAAAUGAAUCUUCUGAAGAUUCUAUAAAUAAUUUAUUUGAUGGUCACCAUCAUGUUUUACAAUUAUUUGAUUAUUUCGAAACGAAAAAUAGUAUUAUAUUAAUCACCCAAUUAUGUGAAAAAGGCGAUCUUUAUGAAAAAAUUGUUUCAAAUUCUUGUUUAGAUUUGAACAGACAAGUAGUUCCAUAUACUGCUUGUUUGAUAAGUGCAUUGGGCUUUUUACAUGAUAAUGAUAUCGUUCAUAGAGAUAUUAAAGCUGAAAAUGUUUUAUUUAGACGUAACAUGAUUAAUUCUUCAACAAAAAACUCAGAAACAACCGUUUUGGAUUAUGAUACUUCCUCUCAUGAUUUAAUAUUGGCUGAUUUUGGAUUAGCUACCCAUAUUCAUCAGAAUGAUCCAAAUUCUAAAGCCUUGAAAGAAUAUGUUGGGACCAUGUCUUAUAUUGCUCCAGAAAUUGUUUGUUGUAGAAAUGUUUCAAUGAUGGAUUCAAAACAAUUGAAAAAUUUAAAACCUUACGAUGAAAAAAUCGAUAUUUGGGCUUUAGCUGUUUUAGUUUAUUUCAUGGCUUUGGGUUAUACUCCAUUUGAUUGUGAUAAUGAUGAAGAAACAUUGGAUUGUAUUUCCAAAAAUGAUUAUUAUAUCGAUGAAGAUUUAAAAGAUGAUCCAAAAUUUAAACAAUUUUGGGAUUUCUUGAAAAUUUGUUUUCAAAUUGAUUCGAAAAAAAGACCUUCUAUGAAAAAACUACAAUCUCAUCCUUUUGUAAACAAAUUUUUCCCCAACUCAUUAUCUCAAUUAAAUACGAUUUCAGAGUAUAUUGAAUCCCCAAUACCUUCAGAUUUAACUCCGCCAACUCCUUUUUUAAAGAGAAGCAGUUCUACUUAUUCUUUAAAAUCUCCUUCCAAAACGCCUUCUGGUUUUCAUUUAUUUGAUUCUUCCAGCAAGACUUCAAAAAGCACCUAUAAUUAUUCCUCAUCUCCUUUAACCGAAAUUUCUUCAUCAAGUAGUUCCUUACUAAAUAAACCAUCAAUGUCUCCGAGUAUCUUGACUGAACCAGCUAUUGUUAUCACUACUACUAUGCAAACAAGUCGCUUACAACCUAAUCUUAGAAGAACUAGUUCAUUAACCAAUGUUAAUAAUUCAAAGUCAAAAGUAUUACAUUCUUCUAAUUCAACUAUAAAUAAAGUGAAGAAAAACUCUACUUUUAUUUUAGAACCAGUUCCACCAAAAACUUCUCUAAUGAAUGGUUGUUUAAGUACAACUCCAAAAGUUUUAUCAAGAAAAAACUCUGCAGCAAGCUUGGUUUUAUCAAUUGAAAAUGAUUCUAUUGUAGCUCAACCAAUAAAUAAUUCAAUUUUGAGUGAAAAUAGAUCGCAUCCAAAACCAAUAUUCACAAUAGAUGAUUAUGUAGACAAUGAAAACAAUCUAUAG